AUGCACCGUGUAAAGAGAGAUGGGGUGCCAGAAUGCCAAACACCAAUCAGCUAUCAAGAUAUUUUACAACCUUUACCAUUUGAAAAAUGGUCUCUUAUUAAAAAAAAAGUAGAGCAUAACUGGCCACAUUUUGCAUAUUAUUAUUACUGGAUUGAAAAUGCUAUUGUAUGGAAAAAAAAGAAUCCAAAUAUAUCUAUUCAAAUAUAUUGCCCAUAUGGAGAUGAUGAACAAGGAACUUUCCUUGGGAUAAGCAAUUUUUCAGAAUAUAAUGUACUAAUAUUUACACUGCAUCCAAACAGUGAUAUUAUAAAUAAAGUGUUAACAGAAACCAAAGUCAUAGAUUAUAAUCAACAAGUAAACUUUGUUACAGUUCAUGAAUGUUUUAUAUCUAGUGUACUGACUGCACUAGAGAAUCUGAAACAUUUGAGAAAUGUAGAAACAAAUCUAGUGUUGUCAUUUAACUAUUAUUUUAAGCCUGCUGAAGAGUGUAUAAAAACAAAGACUUGGAUACCAAAUGAAUGUUAUAUAAAACCUCUGAAUAAAUCAAACAUUCCAUUAAUACAUUCUGUAUGGCCACACAGAGAUGUGGAAAACCCACAGUUAUCCCUAAAAUACUUAAGUACACUGGUAGAAAUGAAUGGUGGAAUAGGACUAUAUUUAAAAGAAGAUGAUUCUUUAGUUUCUUGGUGCAUGCAAAAUGAUUGGCAUGGAUUAUCAAUAGUACAAACUGUAGAGGAACAUAGAGGAAAAGGUUAUGCAAAAAUAGUAGUAAAUAUGCUUUCAAAGAAGUUUGCAGAACAAGGGAUUUCUACAGUACUAUUUAUUGUUAAAGGAAACACAACAUCUGAAAAUAUGUUUAAAAAACUUGGCUGGAAAGUAGUUGCACCAUUGGUUUUUAUAAUGCUUAAAAGACAAGUAGCAAAUCCUGACAGUGACACUCAAAAUUGAUUAUUCAAUAAUUCACCAAAAUGAUAAAAAUGUUGUAAUGAAAGAUU
Messenger RNA from Bombus impatiens (common eastern bumble bee), 995 nucleotides. RefSeq lists its product as uncharacterized. Gene Ontology annotation, molecular function: acyltransferase activity, transferring groups other than amino-acyl groups. NCBI's taxonomy places the organism in Eukaryota, Metazoa, Arthropoda, Insecta, Hymenoptera, Apidae. The coding region runs from base 1 to 948 and encodes 315 amino acids. The transcript is spliced from 6 exons. The record is from RefSeq and is a predicted model, not a curated record.